Messenger RNA from Scylla paramamosain (green mud crab), 2438 nucleotides. RefSeq names its product putative nuclease HARBI1. Lineage: Eukaryota; Metazoa; Arthropoda; Malacostraca; Decapoda; Portunidae. The coding region runs from base 1018 to 2283 and encodes 421 amino acids. The record is from RefSeq and is a predicted model, not a curated record. The transcript has 2 exons.
UACAUAGUUUAGGGGUCCCACAACUCCAAGGUAACAGAAAAACCUACUAAGGAAACCAUUGUGUAUUUAGAAAAGAGUAAUAUGAAGCCUUUGUUUUUUAUAUAGAUCACUUACAUCAGAUUUUUUUUUUUUUUGUCAUAGAAUUUUCCAGUUCCUUAUAAAACCCCGGCUACUUAAUAAGAACAAUGCUACCAUAAAACACAAAGGUAAAUAUAUUAGGCAUAAACCCAUGGCUGGUGGCAGCUACCUUUAAAUCUUAGGAAAACUUAAGUUGAAAAAUGGAAACACAAAUAAGUAUACUAAACGUAAUGAAAUUACCAUCCAAUUUAAUAAAAUAAAAAUGUUAAAAAAUUAACUGUAAACAUUAAUAAAAAAAGAAACAACAAACUCUCCCCAUGACAUAAUCACUAUAUUUUAUCAAAUAAUUAAGAAACAACAUAUUAAGAUUUCCGAAGCGGACAUCAGCUUAGUCGUACUGGAGAUGAAGGGCCGUCUUAAUUUGACCAAUAAAUUAGAUAAUAGUGAACAUUUCUCCCUGAAAUAUUACUCAGGGCAGGGUGAAUCAUUCCUGUCUUUACAUCACCAAAGGAAACGUGGAAUUCGCAGUGUUUACUUAGAAAAGUGAAAGUGCAGGAUGAUAUGUCCAUAUCAUGGUGAACUGUAAAAAGUGAAAGUGCAGGAUGAUAUGUCCAUACCAUGCGAAACUGUUUCAAAUAUUUGAUAAUAGAUUAUAAAGGUGUGUCCAAACUAUCGAGCAUGCCCGACUGGCAAACAGUGAUACCAGAUCACAAUGAGUAAUGAGAAUGAGGGUUGAUGACGUCAGAAGCGGGAAAACCACAGGCAGGGAUCUGGCAACAAACAGUACUACCAGAUGUAGCUGAGCCCACAAUAUCUACUCCUUCACCGGGAAAAGACUGGCGGGCAAAGUUGUAAACUGAUGAGUGGUGUCAAAUACUGGUUCAUGGUUCAGUUUCACUCUGACCCUGCUAAGGAGUCGGGUGCGGCACUUGUCUCACCAUGCCGAACACAGUCGAGAGGAAGAAAAUAGCCUUGUGUGGGAUAAUUCUUGGAUUGUAUAUAAAAAAGAAAAAACAAGCCAGAGUUCAUAGGCGUGUGUGGUGCAAGGACUGGUUGAGGAAAAGAGGAGAGUUGGGAAGUCAUGCAACUAUAUAUCGCGAACUCCACGACAAGCCUGAAGAUGGUUUUAUCCAGUAUAUGAGAAUGGAUGUAAAUAGUUUCCACACACUCCUAGGAAAAGUGGAACCAUACAUAACAAAACAAGAUACCCACUUGAGGCAGAGCAUAUGUGCAGAGGCUCGUCUGGAAGCAACCCUCAGAUUCUUAGCAUCUGGAUGUUCAUACACAGCACUGCAAUACUCCACCAGGAUAUCCAAGCAGAGUUUGUCUCUCAUCAUACCGGAAACAUGCAAAGCAAUAUACACAGCUCUCAGAGAUGAUUACUUGAAGACACCUACAACGCCAGAGGAGUGGAUGACUGUGGCACAUGGAUUUCAGAGAAGAUGGAAUUUCCCAAACUGUUUAGGAGCUAUUGACGGGAAGCAUGUGUCGAUAAGAGCUCCACGUGAUAGUGGUUCAUAUUUUUACAACUACAAAGGCAACCACAGCAUUGUACUUCUUGCCAUAUGUGAUGCAAAUUGUGAAUUUAUAUAUGCGGACAUAGGCACAAAUGGUAGAGUAUCAGAUGGUGGUGUGUGGGACAAGUGUUCUGUCAGUAGUCUCAUACAAAAUAAUACUGUUGGUUUGCCAGAAGAUGCAAUUCUUGGAAGUAGUAGUCUGCCAUUUCCAUAUGUUUUUGUGGCAGAUGAUGCAUUUCCAUUGCAGCGACACAUUAUGAAACCUUUUUCACAUAGGAGUCAGGAUACAAGAGAGCGCAUUUUCUCAUACCGGCUCUCUAGGGCAAGGCGAACCGUGGAAAAUGCAUUUGGUAUUUUGGCCAAUAGAUUUCGUGUGUUUCACUCACCAAUUGAUCUACCUCCAUCAAAGAUUGAAUAUAUUGUUUUGGCAUGCACCUCUUUGCAUAACUUUCUCAUAAGAGACCAUGUGAGACACUACACGCCGGAAGGAUCUUUAGAUGUUGAAGAUCUGUCAGUAGGACAAAUUAUUCCUGGAACAUGGCGACAAACUCCUGAGUUACCAGGAACACAGAGAGUAAUCUAUAAUGACAUGGCUGAUGGUAAGAGUGUGCGUGAACAGUUUAUGGAUUACUUUAAUGGUGAAGGGGCAGUAUCAUGGCAACACUUGUACAUAGGUGAAGAGGGUUAAUUGUGAUAAAUGUCUAUAUACCUAGGUGUAUUUCAUGUUGUGUAUUGUCUCUGAAUGUAAUACUUAUUGAACUUUGUAUUCAUGUACAUAUGUGCACUUGUGAAACAAAAGACUUGGCUUUCUUUAUGUGUAAACAGCAAAUUAUUAUUAUUUCU